CCGGAGAGGCCGGUACCUGGCGCGUUCUCCUGUCGCUCACGGGGCGCCCCGGCACCGGGUUGGACGCCCUGGCACCGGGUUGGACGCCGUGCCUCACACUGGGUCUCCCCCUCCCACCCACCGACGGGCCGGCCCCGGCCCGGCCGUCAUGGCGGCGCUGAGGCGGAGGCCGUGGGGACAGAGGCGGGGGACGUGAGGCUCGGCUGCCGGGGGCUGGCGCCGGGCGGCCCGUGCGGGCUAUGGGGAGCGUGCGCUGGGCCUUCCCCUGCGCCGCCUGGCGCCCCGGCCGCGAGGAGUGGCUGCUGGCAGCGCGGCUGGUGCAGCCCGAGGAGAAGGACCGCGUCGGCCAGUUUGUCUUUGCCCGCGAUGCCAAAGCCGCCUUGGCUGGUCGCCUGCUGAUCCGUAAAUUAAUUGCAGAGAAGUUGUGCAUUCCUUGGAAUGAAAUACACUUGCAAAGGACAUCAAAAGGAAAACCUUUCCUGGCAAAUAAUGUGUUCAGUAUGUAUUUGAAUUACAACUUCAACGUCUCUCAUCAAGGAGAUUAUGCAGUUCUUGCAGCUGAGCCUGAACUUCAAGUUGGCAUUGAUAUUAUGAAGACUAGUUUACCAGGUAGUAGCUCAAUUCCAAAUUUCUUUCGCAUCAUGAAGCGGCAGUUUACUGAGACAGAGUGGGGUGUAAUCAAGUCUAUGAGUAAUGAAUGGUUGCAGCUGGAUAUGUUUCAUAGGCACUGGGCCUUAAAGGAAAGCUUCUUAAAGGCUAUUGGAGUUGGAAUUGGCUUUAACUUGCAAAGAAUUGAAUUUAAUGUGUCCCCAUUGCAACUGGAAAGAGGAAAGGUUUAUAAGGAGACAAAAAUGCUUCUUGAUGGAGAGAAAGAAGAAGAGUGGACAUUUGAGGAAACCCGGUUAGAUGACCAUCAUCAUGUCGCAGUGGCUCUCGGGAAACAGAAGGGAUUUGGACAAAAGCAUUCUGAUGUAUGUGCCAUGGAGCCUAACCAACCACAGUUUACAUUAUUGACUUUUGAAGAUUUAGUUGCAUCAGGUAUUCCUGUCACACCUGAGGAUUCUGCAUAUUGGGAUAAUUUUUGUUCUAAGCAGGAGAAUCCAGUGAAACAGAGUUCAUAUUCAAGAUGAGAAUACCUACAAGAAAAAGAAAAUUGUCAAUGCUUUUAUGCUGUUACUCUGCAUAAUUCAUUGUCGGAAGAAGUGCAAAUGUGUAAAUGAAACAUAUUUUUCCUUAUUUAAACUGUCUGAUUUUUCACCUUUUAAAAAUUCCCAUUCUUUAUCAAUAUCUUAAGGAAGAUCUUAAGGAAUUCUGAGUGAAAAGCUGGACACAUGCAUUUUUGCUUCUCCAUACCUUUGGUUCAUGCACUUCAAUAAUUACCCAUGCUAGGAACAGCGACCAGAGCUACAAUAAUGUUGAUUAGCCAACAAGUGUUUUAAUACAUAAAAAUGUGUUUCCAUACUUCAUUUAUGCUGAAGCUGGAAUUAUGAUGCUGCUUCUUCUCUUAAAAAAUAAUAGUUUUAUUCUUGAAUGGAUGAAUAAAGCCAGAAGAAUUGGUACUAACCCUUUUGCUGUUACUAUAUGGUGCAAGUGUUUGUGCAACACUUUGAUUUUCUGUAAUGGCAGGCUGAAGAAGUCUGGAUCUUAGUAGUCUUGGAACUGCAUCUGUGCAAAACUAGUUUGAGGCAGGGGAUUAACUUACAAUUAUUUCAUAUCCUUUUCACUUACAAUCCUUGUUAAUUAAAGCUUCCUGUAUGUAAUUUAGGAUUGGAUUUUUAAA
Molecule: messenger RNA, 1780 nt
Organism: Apus apus (common swift)
Lineage: Eukaryota; Metazoa; Chordata; Aves; Apodiformes; Apodidae
Gene: AASDHPPT
Product: aminoadipate-semialdehyde dehydrogenase-phosphopantetheinyl transferase
Exons: 6
Coding region: 240-1130 (296 amino acids)
Cellular component (GO): cytosol
Molecular function (GO): magnesium ion binding; holo-[acyl-carrier-protein] synthase activity
Source: RefSeq, a predicted model, not a curated record